UUGGCUUAAAUCGUAUUUAAUGUCCACAGGGCUAUUUAUUUAAAAAUACGAUUGAAAAACGAUGAGGUCGGUAUGCUUUCAUAUAUUUGCCGUAUUUUUGUUUACUGUAGUUAUAACUUUUAUUUAUAGAUAAUGUUUUUAAUGACUUAACACAAAUUAAGCAAUAUUUUAUAUCUUUAUACGAAUCGUAAAAUUAAAUAAUUUCGUUUCUGCGUUUAGAUUUAAAGAUGUUAACUUUUUUUUGUUCAGGCAAACUUCUGGUCGCCCAUUCCGAGGAUCCCGUCAGGGUCCUUGACGUGGCAUUAAUAAACAAUCAUGGCAGACUCUAGGAGUUUCCGUGAAUUUUGGGCAGAAUUUCGGGUCAUUUCCUAGCUUUAUGACAUAUUCCCUCCUCCGCUGAAUUAUUCUUCAAUGUGUACGGCUCCAACAUGAGCAGCUGGGCGGGAUUCUCCGACGAGGAGCUGCGGAAGAUGCAGCAGAAAGAUUCGGCUGUAACCGCAGCGGCCAGCCGCGCUCGGAAGCCGCCUGCCUCCAGCCGGAGUCGGCAGCAGCUGCAGCGAGAGAGGGUCCUGCACCUGUCCGUUCAGAAGAGCGCUCAGCUUGGAACCGCGGCUCUCCCGCCGGAGCAGCAGCUCCAGCAGCCGCUUCCAAGUCCGAAGGAGGAGGUUCAGCCCGCCGCCGGGUCAGGACCUGCUCAUCCUGCCCCCACUGUCAGCCCGGAUGAACCGCAGAUCCAACCGAAUGAGAACCAUCAUGUGGGUGCACAGGAGGAGACCCCCGCAGUGAAGGAGCUGGAGCAACGGGAGGCGGAAGUGCGAGAAAAGACCCGCCUGGAGCAACUGCAGCAGGAGCAGAAGCUCAUCGAAGAGAAGAACAAACGUAAAAAAGCGCUGCUGGCAAAAACAAUCGCAGAGAAAUCCAAACAGACUCAAGCCGAGGCUGUGAAGCUAAAGCGGAUUCAGAAGGAGCUGCAGGCGCUCGAUGACAUGGUGUCCAACGACAUCGGCAUCCUCAGGGGGAAGAUCGAGCAAGCCAGCUGGGACUACAGCUCUGCCAGGAAGCGUUUCGAGAAGGCAGAAGCCGAGUACGUCUCGGCCAAACUGGACCUGCACAGGAAGACGGAGGUGAAGGAGCAGCUGACGGAGCACCUGUGCGCCAUCAUCCAGCAGAACGAGCAGCGCAAAGCCCGCAAGCUGGAGGAGCUGAUGCAGCAGCUGCAGCUGCAGGCCACCGAGGAGGAGGAAGAGGAGGAGAGGAGGAGAAACGGGGAGGACGCAAAGACCAAAGAGAAGAGCGACUCGUCUGAGAAGCAGGAGCUGAAGGAGCAGGAACCAAAAGACUGUGGAGUCUCAGAGGAGCAGACUGAGGAGAGCUGUGCUCCGGCUGAAGCUGUGGACUCCUGACGCUCACAGAGCUGCCUGUCCAGAAUCUUCCUCUAUUUAGAUUUUUUAAAAUCAAGCAUCUGCUUAACAAAAAUACUGUUCAAACGCAGCAAGUUGGACCACAAAAAACAACAAGGUUAUGGAAAAGACCUGGAUUUAGAACCAGGUUGUGGUCCUGGAAGUUUUUCAAUCUUCCACUUAAAGGUGAACUGUGGUUUCAGCUGCAUGCUCCAACAAGCUCUACUCCAGUUUAUAUGUUUCUGUGAUGGAACACGCCUCUAGAAAUGUCGUGACGGUCAGUAUUUUCUCUGUUUCUGGCAAUCAGUGAAGCAGCGCUCUUUUCUGUUUAAGACUUGGAAUAACCCAUCCAGCCUUCUUUAAUUCAAGACCGGAUUACAUCCUGGAUGAUUCAACCUUGAGCUACGUUCACACCGCCCUCGGCAACGGCCGUUCAAGCGCCCACUUCCAAUGAGAAGUCUAUGUAAACGUGCAUAAAUAUGCAAUCGGGCUUCUGCGUUCAAAACUCUCAUGGUUCUAAGACUGUUUUCAAACUCUACGGACAAAAUAUGUUCAACCAGUAGAACUUGGAUUUGGUAACGACGUAUGGAUGGCAUCCCUUUCAAUUCACAGAACUGUUUGAAAAUCAAUCACUGAGACGAAAUUAAUAAUUGGCUGGAAUUCUAUGACACCAAGUCUUUUAUAUAUCAGAACAGAGCUAUGAAAGAAAAAGCCUGGAGCAAGAUUAGAGAGAUUUCCUCCGCUUUGACUUUCAGCACCAAGUCAGCUGUAGGUGGCGGACAUGCACUAGCAAACUAGAACAGAAAAAGUUACUCACACUGCUUGACCAGUGUGAACACUGUGGGCUAAAUGUGCCUUCUUUAACAGGUGUCACAUACGUUAUAUAAACAUUGCUUUUGAUUUCUGCAGAACAUUGUUUAUUUAUAAAAACUCUAAAGACACUAGUUGGAGGGAGAAGUUUAGGUAUAAAUGUGAACACUAGGAGGAUUUUUUUUCAGUCACUUUUUUCCAAUUUUUUUGAGGAGUUUCCAUGACGUUAAAAACCCACUCCGAUGAAAAUGACGUUUUUUUACACGUUCUUGUCGCUUUUUUCUAAUUUAUAAAGAAAAUGUAUGCUUAAACUAUGUUUCUAAAAAUGUCUUUAUUCAAAUGGUUGUGCAUCAGGAGCAGAUGAGAAAAUGCUGUUUGAAAAUAGAAAAUGCAUUGGGCCAACGGUCCCAUCCAAAACUGAGAGGUGAAUUUCUGAUGAACUCCUGCCGCUCUGCAGAAACUAUGUCCCAGAAAACUACACAAGUUUCUUGAUUUUUGGCUAAAAACAACAUAAUCAUGACUAGAAGAUGACAGAGAACACUUCUUCAAUAGAGCCAAAGAUGAUCAGAGAGGGACUUUAAAAUCAUUUUAGGCUUUAAAAAUUCAGAAAUUCUGGAUCGGUCUGAAUUUAGCUUUUCAAGCUGUUCCUAAGGAUGUUUUGGACCAAGUUUCAGGUUCAUCUGUGCAGCUUCUGUGAAUCUGAACUCAUUGGUCACAAACCCGCCUCCUGAGCCGCUAAGCUGCAGAACAACAUCAAACCAGCAUCAUCCAGAACCACUGACUGUGUGAAAAAACGGCUUUAUUCCAGGUCUGACCAAAUGAAAUCAAUUCAGUCGCCAUUUUUUCGUGAUAUUAACGCCAACAUGUUGGAGCCAGAAAUUGUCAGUACGCUGUGAUUGGUCCAACUCUAUCUGAGUCAACAUUUCUAUGGCAAUCAGUCUCGCCAAUCAGGUUUGAGCUUCCUAGAAGGCCACACCCCUUCCACUAGAUUAUUAAGAACAAAAAAAAGAGGAACAAGAAUGGUUCUUCUGACCAAAGAAUGAUUGACUAAUAGCUGUUUAUUUCUCUGUGGAAGUCUAUAAGAUUUUGGCUUCUUGGAGCCACUUCCUUUAUGGAAUCCCAGGGGAGGGGUCACUCUGUCCAGUUCUCAUAUACAGUCAAUCUCCUGUGAUGUGAAGGCAGAGAAGUAUGCGUCACUUCACUUCCUGGAAGGCGUUGGUUUCAUGUAAAGCGGCGCCGUGACUCCUUUCUCGAGUUUCAGCUGCAGACUCACCUUUUCUGAACGAUCUGUCAGAAAUAAUAAAUGACUCUGUAAGUCGGAACUGUUCCAGCAGAGUUUGACCUAUUAGUUUGUGUUUGAAUGGGGUAAAUAUUUAUGGUGAACUGCAGUGAGAUAUUUUGCUAAAAUAAACUGUAAAGCAAGUC
Messenger RNA from Oryzias melastigma (Indian medaka), 3635 nucleotides. RefSeq names its product golgin, rab6-interacting (gene gorab). Bases 429 to 1403 code for a protein of 324 amino acids. The record is from RefSeq and is a predicted model, not a curated record. Gene Ontology annotation, biological process: non-motile cilium assembly. The transcript has 5 exons. NCBI's taxonomy places the organism in Eukaryota, Metazoa, Chordata, Actinopteri, Beloniformes, Adrianichthyidae.